GACGUUGGCGUAUCGGAUCGUGUGGACUUGGGUGCAAAGGAGCCUUGUACCCCACGAGGGAGGCUGCGGUGAAAAGAGCUGCCGGCCAACGUGGGGAAAAGGGGCGGGCGUGACGACACCUGACGGAGACGUCAUCAGAGCGCACCGGAAGGGCUGCAGAAUGAAGAAUAUAGUCUACCAUGGCCUACCUCAGAAAGAGGGGAAAGAAUGUGACGUUGAGCACCUGGGAGCCCAGCGGGCCGAGGCUUUCGUGAAGGCCUUCCUGAAGCGGAGCACGCCCGGCAUGAGCCAGCAGGCCCGGGAGAACCAGCUGCAUCGCAAGGCCGUGGUCCUGGAGUACUUCACCCGCUGGAAGAAAAGGGAUAAGAAGAAGAAAUCCAAAGGUCUGUCUGCCAGGCAGAGGAGGGAUCUGCGGCUCUUUGACAUUAAACCAGAGCAGCAGAGGUACAGUCUCUUUCUCCCUCUACAUGAGCUCUGGAAGCAGUAUAUCCGGGACCUGUGCAACGGUCUCAAGCCCGACACGCAGCCCCAGAUGAUUCAAGCCAAGCUGUUAAAGGCAGAUCUUCAUGGAGCUAUUAUUUCAGUCACAAAAUCCAAAUGCCCCUCAUAUGUGGGUGUCACAGGAAUCCUUCUCCAGGAAACAAAGCAUGUCUUCAAGAUUAUCACCAAGGAAGAUCGCCUGAAAGUUAUCCCCAAGCUAAACUGUGUAUUCACUGUGGAAAUAGAUGGUUUUAUUUCCUACAUUUACGGGAGCAAAUUCCAGCUGCGGUCAAGUGAGCGGUCUGCAAAGAAAUUCAAAGCAAAGGGGACCAUUGACCUGUGAGUGCCGUGCUACCUGUAGCAGCUGAGAACCGGAAACACCCCGAACGCCCACCUUGCAGUCAGGAUACUCUGGUUCUGGACCCUAUCCCGCCUGUGAAAAUGAGACUUAAGGACAUUUAAUUAAACAACAAGGGACGCCACGCAGGGUAUGGUGGGAGAAAGGAAGCGGAGGAAUUCCUAUUUCUAGAUGGUCUCCAUUCUGCGUUGCCCCCAUGGAGAGCGAAGACUGAUUGACUGGAAGCCUGGGGUUCUUAGGGUCCUUGUACUUCACAUUGCCCUGUGUCUUAUGGAGAGUUAGUUGUUUCAUAGUGAGGCACUCAUGUUGGCAUAAACAGACUGGACGUAGAGAAGUCUCCCUGCUAUUCACAACACCAGCCUGGAAGGGAAGAGAACCCAAAGUUGCCACCGGAAUGGUGCUUUUUGCCAUUUCUGGAAUCACCUACCACCAGGCACCGUGUGUCAGGGUGGCCCAGCGUGUCUGACAUGCUUCUCCAAACCCUUGCUGUUCCUGAGCUCUCGACCUAGUUAGCCACAGUUUACUUUGCUAUUUCAGAAAUGGGGUAGAUGCUAGAUGGCUUGGGCGUGGUCACCUCAGGAAUUCGAGCCGAGAUGGGCCAAAUAGACAAGAUGCCACAUCUAG
Messenger RNA from Ochotona princeps (American pika), 1462 nucleotides. It is a transcript of the gene POP4, whose product is annotated as POP4 homolog, ribonuclease P/MRP subunit. Lineage: Eukaryota; Metazoa; Chordata; Mammalia; Lagomorpha; Ochotonidae. Gene Ontology annotation, molecular function: ribonuclease P RNA binding. Bases 161 to 823 code for a protein of 220 amino acids. The record is from RefSeq and is a predicted model, not a curated record. Gene Ontology annotation, cellular component: ribonuclease MRP complex; ribonuclease P complex. Gene Ontology annotation, biological process: tRNA 5'-leader removal; rRNA processing. The transcript has 7 exons.